AUGCACAUGCUCGACAGCCCAACGCCUCCAGUUCCUGAAGAAGACGAGGGAGACGAGGUGGACAGGCCGAUAGGCAGUGAAGGUUCGUCCGGUCUACGCCUACCAUGGAGGGAACGCGAAGUAGAUGCGGAGACUAUAAGUAGGACCAUGGUGAUGUCGUGUGGUUGAUCAUCCUAUUUCUUUGGUCUGUGUUUCACCUGGACCCGAGCAUAGUACUUGCUGUAAUAAGGAUGCUCCUUGUGCAGCUUCUUUCAUUCUUUGAGUCAUAUAAAAUGAUAUUCCACUCAAGUCAUGAUUUGAGAAAAUUUUCAGUCUUUGUUGAAUAAGUUCUGUCUCUAACUUCCGCCACGAAGAGAGCAGCAUAGGCAGUCCAUCAGCUCCUGAGGCCGCUUCACGCCGAGUCCUGUUCGCACCGCAGGAAAGCAGUGAUGCUGUGGGAACUCCCGAAGGCGAUCCCGAGACUCUCAUUAAGAAUUAAGGCUUGCCCUUCUCCAUCUUCUGAGGCAUCCUGAAGAGGCUUUUCAAGGGGAAAAAGCACCCAGGAUGCGCCUCAUUACAGAAGAUGGACUGUACAUUUUGGGUGAGCUCGAAAAGAAGCGGACGGCUUUAUUUGAGAUAUUCUCGCGGAAACACUGCAACUCCAGGAGGAGGAGGAGCGACUACCCCAGGAGGAGUCGCAGGGACAAUGAAUGGUCUUCAGCAACACACAGCGCUAGGGCUUCUCGCAGGACGAGUGGGCAGAGGUCUAGGAUCUGCGGG
Molecule: messenger RNA, 759 nt
Organism: Amoebophrya sp. A25
Lineage: Eukaryota; Dinophyceae; Syndiniales; Amoebophryaceae
Source: the annotation of a GenBank genome assembly